AUGGCUUCAGCGACCGGCGUCCCCGAGCAGAACCCGGCAUUGCAAGAGGAAGAACCACUCCUCGGUCGUCCCGGGGAUGUCACGCAGCGGCCCGGACAAGGACUGCAAUUCAAUCUGAUCAAAGGAACCGCCAUCCUAGCGCAAGCAGGCAUAGUGAUCCUCACAGCCCUCGUCUGGGCAGCCGUCUUCCAAGCCGACCUGAUCUUCUUUUCGUUCCACCCACUCCUCAACUCUCUCGCGCUCCUCUUACUCGUUCAAGGCGUGCUGGUGCUGCAACCGACAGCUCUGCAAAAGGACAAGAUCAAUGGGACAUAUACACAUGCCGUGUUCAAUGGGUUGGCUGUGGCAGCCCUCAUCGCCGGUCUGGUCAUCAUCGAAAUGAACAAGGCCUCACAUCCCGAGACGCGGUUCCAAAGCGUCCAUGGCAAGAUGGGCUUGGUCGCUUAUAUACUCAUUUUCUUGCAAUGGCUCGUUGGGUUUACGUCGUUCUUUGCGCCUGAGCUGGUUUAUCGGAGUGUCGACCGCGCAAAGUCGAUUUAUAAGUAUCAUCGGAUCGCCGGAUACACCAUUCUGACGUUUCUGUUGGCUGUCGUUGCUGCUGCCACCACUACGCCGUAUAAUGUCCACGUUCUGCAUAUCAAGCUGUGGGCCGUCCUGGUGGCUGCGGUCUUUGUGCUGCUUGGUGUUAUUCCGAGGAUCAAGAAGCAUAAGUUGGGGUUCUAA
Molecule: messenger RNA, 723 nt
Organism: Exophiala dermatitidis NIH/UT8656
Lineage: Eukaryota; Fungi; Ascomycota; Eurotiomycetes; Chaetothyriales; Herpotrichiellaceae
Exons: 4
Coding region: 1-723 (240 amino acids)
Molecular function (GO): transmembrane monodehydroascorbate reductase activity
Source: RefSeq, a predicted model, not a curated record